GGCCGCCCCGAGCGGAGCUUUGUGACGUCAGGCGGCCGGCGGGCGGCGUCACGCGCGGGGCUGACCCGGCGCGGGGCGGGGGCCGGGCCGGGACGCGGAGCAUGGAGCCGCGGGCCGGCUGCCGGCUGCCCGUGCGGGUGGAGCAGGUCGUCAACGGCGCGCUGCUGGUCACCGUGAGCUGCGGCGAGCGCAGCUUCGCCGGGAUCCUGCUGGACUGCACGAAAAAGUCCGGCCUCUUCGGCCUGCCCCCGUCGGCUCCGCCGCCCCAGGCCCAGGACCCGCCUGUCAACGGCUGCCACGGGCCGGCCCCCACGGAGGGGGACACAGAGGCGAUGCAGCUGGGGACAGGCCCCCCGCCACCUCCCGGUGGGGACCAGGCCCCUGAGACCGCCAGCCCCGAGCUGCCCCCGCUGCCCGCCGGAAGCCUGCCCCCGUUCCCGCCCUAUUUUGAAGGCGCCCCCUUCCCUCCCCCGCUCUGGCUGAGGAACACGUACCGGCAGUGGGUGCCGCAGCCGCCCCCCCGGGGCAUCAAGAGGACACGCAGGCGCCUGUCCCGCAACCGCGACCCUGGCCACCUGGCCCUGAGCCCCAUCCGCCUGCGGCCCCGCCAGGUGCUCUGUGAGAAGUGCAAGAGCACCCUGAGCCCCCCGGAGGCCAGCCCCGGCCCCCCGGCCACCCCCCGGCCGCGCAGGGAGCCCCGAAAGCCCGAGGACCCCGACGGUGGAGGCGACGCCACCGCCAAGAGGAGCAAGAGGGAGAGGCGGCAGGAGGCGCGGGCCCGGGUCCCCCGGAGCCCGGUCAUCAAGAUCUCCUACAGCACGCCCCAGGGCACCGGCGAGGUGGUGGAGAUCCCCUCCCGCGUGCACGGCUCCCUGGAGCCCUUCUGCCCCCCGCAGGCCCCGCCCGGAGGCCCAGACCCCGAGGUGCCCAGGGACAGGCCACCCGCCGGGGCCCCCGCCUCCAUCCCCAAGCUGAAGCUGACGCGGCCCCUGCCCCCCAGCGCUGCCCCGCCGCCCCCCAAGAUCCGCCUGAAGCCCCACCGCCCGGGGGCUGGCGAGCAGGAGCCCGUCUACAGGGCCGAGCUGGUGGAAGAGCUCAAGGGCUGUGGUCGCGGCCCCCGGGCUGGCUCGCCCGCGCCCCUGGCUGACGGCUCUGCCCGCUCCGGGCUGGCGGACUCGUCUUCUGGAAGUUCCGGCGAGGACGACGACUGCAAGGGGUGUCCCCGAGGUGAACACGGGCGUGACGGCCUGGCUUUUCUCGCCGCCUGCCCCCGGAGAACUGGCUGUGCCAGCGUGUCGGUGUGGAGCAGCGACAGCCUGGACGAGUCCAAAUCGUCCAGCUCAGAAGUGACGUCACCAGACAUGUGUGACCUCUCGUCCGGCGACGGUGCGUCUGUGCCGGCCUCGUCCAAGGAUGCGCGGCCGACGGUCCCACCGCUGACGGUCAGGCUGCACACGCAGAGCGUCUCCAAGUGCGUUACCGAGGACGGAAGGACCGUGGCCGUAGGGGACAUCGUGUGGGGUAAGGUUCAUGGUUUUCCUUGGUGGCCAGCACGUGUCCUGGACAUCAGUCUUAGCCAGAAGGAGGACGGGGAGCCCUCCUGGCAAGAAGCGAAAGUCUCAUGGUUUGGUUCUCCAACUACAUCGUUCUUGUCUAUUUCAAAACUCUCCCCUUUCUCUGAAUUUUUCAAACUGAGAUUUAACCGUAAGAAGAAGGGGAUGUAUCGGAAAGCUAUAACAGAGGCUGCCAAUGCCGCCCAACACGUGGCCCCGGAAAUAAGGGAGCUCUUAACCCAGUUUGAAACGUAACUCGGGUUCUGACCAGGUCGCAGACAAUGAGGGCAUGGCUAUUCCCCUGCAGCUCCUGACUUCAGGGGUGUCCUCCGCACCCCCGCUCCGUCCCAGGACCCUGCAAGCCUUCUGGCCGGCUGCGCGCAGAGACCCGGCCCGCGGGGUCAGCCUGGUUCGAGGCCUCCGGGGGCAGCAGGUGCGUCUGGCCACGAGGACAGACCCCCAGAGCACUGCGACUCCUCUUGGCCAAAUGUAUUUAUUCCCCCGACGCAGACUUUAGCUUUUCUGGUUUGUGAAGAGCCAGAGCCCAGCAGCAAGGGUGGCCUCCGGGGUCAGGGCGCCCAGGGGAGCAGGGCCGCCUCACCUCCCUGCUGGCUUCGGGACAACCCAGCCCCGGGCGCACGGGGUCUCUGUGCGCUUGACAACCGGCCGCCUCCCCAUCCCCGUCCCCCUCCGUGUUCGUCCAGAGCGUGGGUCCCGCUGGGCUCCCCGCACCAGCCCCAGGGCUGCCCUGUCCCCCUGUCCCGUGCGGGGGUGAUGCAGUCAGACUUCAACGUGAGAAGGAUUAAAAACCUCGCCUGUUCUGUGUAAGAGGGCGUUCCGUACCCCUUUGUGUCACUCUGAAGACCAAAAAGCAAAAAGAAAGGUAAAGAAAAUGAGUUCUGCUCUUGGUUUAAAUGUAAGAGAACAAAGAGGUGUGCGAGGAAGUCACCCUGGCUCGGGCGCAUCUGCGGUGCUGGGGGACCCUGGGGCAGCGCUUAUCGCGUGGACAGUGCGGCCUUGGGGACGGGUCGCUUGCGGUCCUCCUUGCCCGAGGGCCGGGUCGUUGUUCUCACUGCUGCCGCACCUCGUCCGGCCCCCCUCAGGGCUUUCUAGCUGGCACGACUUUCCCAGGCAGGACGACGUCUCAGGAGGUGGAGAGUUUUGCUCUGUGUUCUCCCUGUGAAACCUCGACCCCCUGGUUUCCUGGUCGGCUCCUUCAGAGCCGAGGGACAUCCCAGAGGGGACGGUGGUGCCUCUGCCUGUUCCUGGCUUUACUAGAACAUUCGGGGUGUCCCCGCACCCAGCAGGACCUGCUCCUGGCCAGGCCGGAGGUCCUCUCCAGGAUGGAAGAGGGGUGGGACUCCCCUCCCCGUGGGGCCUGGGGUUCUGGGCCUGACUCUUGGGUGCGGGUAGCGGGAAGACGGUGGUUUUCAAACGUUUGGAGCGUCAGAGCCCUUUUCUCAAACAGAAUCUUACCAGAAUAAACCCCCUAGGAGGAGCUCUUCUGGUCCAGGCCCUCCCAUCCUGAGACCCCCCCCCAGAGGAGGGAGGGGCAACCUUGCAUGAGUCCAGGAGGGCAGAGAGGGGGUGCAAUCCUUCGCCUGCCCUCCCCAACCCAGGGAGCCCCCUUCCUGCCCCUGCCCUGAGGGUCCAGCAGAGCCAAGGCCCCGACUUGGGGCAGGGCAGCCUGGCCUCCGUGUGCAGGCCAGAGGGGCCGUCCAGACCCUCUGUGCCCGCGGUUGCCCAGAGCUGUUCCCCACCUCAAGCCCCGCUCUGCGGCCUUGGUCCUAGACGGCUCCCUUGGGGGCCAGGGGCUGCCAUGCCCACCUUGAGGGAGACGCGGCUGCCCUGGGAUGAGGCCUGGACUUGGGGAGGAGGUGCCGACGCAGAGAGAGACAGGGCGUUCUCUGUAAGCGAGGCACUGCUCCGUGGAGAAACGCGUGCCUCAGAGUGAUCGGGACCCCGGUCCCCCGAGAUGGCAGCCUGCCCUGGGCACGUUCACUCCUGACUACCGGCCUGGCUCUCCCAGCCCGGCUCUCCCAGCCCCUCCCUGCAGGCCAGCGCAGCAGGACCAGCCCCAAGGUCAAGUGCGAGGAUGGCCACCAGCACAUGGGGCUUUGGAGCUCCACAGACAGACGGGGGACCGCCUCUACAGGAGACACAGGCAGUCCCUUGCCCUGGAGUUGUCCCUGGACCGUCCCAGGCCAGCGCCCUCUAUGGUCCAGCUGGGCCCGGCCCUGAUAUGACCCUCAGGCCUGCAGGCUCCCCGGUCCCUUGACCACCCUGCUCCUGAUGACCUGAUGCCGCCUGGUCCUGCUCUGGGCACUCUCCUGCCCUGGGCUGGGGGCCUCUCCAUGCCAUGGCCCCAAGGCUCCCCUCCAGCCACCCACUGCUCAGACACCCAGGGCACCCAGGAUGGGGCUGCCCCCACUGAAGCCUUCAGGAGGGCAGCUAGGCCGGAGGGGCUAAAGGGGAGCCAAGUCCUGAGCUGGAGGGGCUUCCCCUGGGAUAGAAGGGCAGCCCCCAGAUGGAGGAGCUGCUGAGCAGCUGGCCAGAGGGCAUGAAGCCUGGCAGGUCCCCUCUGGUCUCCCACACCAGCACCACUCUUUUAGUUUCCAUGGAAGCCUGGGGCUGGGAGGACCACCGCUAUCCCGUUGCUCGGAUGGGGGCACCAAGGCCCCGAGACCGCACCACCAGGCGGUCCUGUCCCGGGUCUUUAUACGCCCCCGCCAGCUGGGGUGCACUGUCCCCUGGGACAGACAGCAGUUCUGAUUGAAAGGGAAGGCAGCCUUUUUUUUUCUUCAGUCUUUGUGACUGUUUCUUUAAGCAGCAAAUUGAUCAUGU
This is a messenger RNA of Balaenoptera musculus (blue whale), 4397 nucleotides long. RefSeq names its product PWWP domain containing 2B (gene PWWP2B). Gene Ontology annotation, cellular component: nucleoplasm; nucleus. The transcript is spliced from 3 exons. Lineage: Eukaryota; Metazoa; Chordata; Mammalia; Artiodactyla; Balaenopteridae. The coding region runs from base 102 to 1808 and encodes 568 amino acids. The record is from RefSeq and is a predicted model, not a curated record.